Molecule: messenger RNA, 2000 nt
Organism: Cephus cinctus (wheat stem sawfly)
Lineage: Eukaryota; Metazoa; Arthropoda; Insecta; Hymenoptera; Cephidae
Product: calcium-binding and coiled-coil domain-containing protein 1
Exons: 8
Coding region: 246-1874 (542 amino acids)
Source: RefSeq, a predicted model, not a curated record
UUUCCGUGUCGCUCUAGUAAACAAGUACAAUUAAGAAUAAAAAUCGUCGUCACACUAUUCCUAGUGCCGUCUGAAUGCAUCUGAGAAUAAUAAUGAACUUGGGUGACUUACUGCUCGUCUGUUUUUCGAAAUGGCGGAAUGGCCGUGUCUGCACGAAUCGCAAUUGAGGGUACGUCGGGUACGUUUAUAAAAGCAUAAAGUAAAAUCACAUUUUAAAUUUCCUUGACAAUUGGCGAGAGACGAGGAUGCAUUGUUGCACGUCAGUGACAGGAUGUUAUCAUCGUCACAAGAACGAUUUAACCUUUAUGAACGUCCUCAAGAAAUACACUAUCAACGAGGACAUCGUACUGAACUAUGUUCUGCAUGAGAAUGCUCAAACUUCGACUAAGGAUUGGAUUGGAAUUUUUCCAAGAGGCUGGACGAACCUUCAGCAGUAUCUAACCUUCGAAUAUGCUUUGGUGGCACCGAGAGAAGCUUCGUUGCCAAAUCGCAGUAUUUUAUUUCUUCACACGUUUCAUCAAGAGGCAUCCCCGAACGUGGAUUAUCAGUUCGUUUACGUGAGCAAACAAAUUCAAAUCCUGGGAACAAGUUCUUAUUUCAGAUUCACACUGUCACCGGAUAGUCAUCAAUUUGGAAAUAAUUACUCUAAUAAAAAAUGGGAGAAACAUAUGAGACUCGCCGGAUAUCCUCCUGCUCAGGUAAUGUCCGAUGAUUCCAUGAACAAGUCGUACCAGCAGGAAUCGUCAGUGAAUUUGAACGGGACUUUGUCAUCGCACAGCGCUGGAGCCGUGUCUUGUCUUCGAUCAAGGACCAAUGGGAUCAAGAUGGGAAUGGACAGUCGUAUUGGUCCUCGUAGGAUUUGCCAAAAUUGUGAGAAACCAAUGGAUCAUUCGAAAUUGGCCCUGGGUCGGGCUCGGUCUUUGGUGUCUCACAACUCACUGGUUGCUCGUGUCGCCAGAUUAGAAAGAGAUUUGGAAUUGGCUGAAGGUUCUGUAAAACAUGCGCGAAUGGCACGUGCCAAUCUUACCAAUCGAUUGAGAGCAUACGAGUCCUUCGUCACGGAAAUGUUGAAAUCUUUGGCACUCAAGGGAAUCGUGAAGAUUAUGGAUGCUCAGGGAAAGGAGAUUAUACUGAAGCGAGUGAAUACUCGGAAUCUCAGUGAAAAUCCGGAAGCGGACAUUAACUUAAGAAAUGAGUCGGGAGUCCUUGAAGGACAGGAGCAAAGUAACGGGAAUACUAUUACAGAUGAGAAUCGCAAGGAUUUAAUUAUUGAUUCUUUGCAUAUCGAGGAACAGUCUUCGCAGAUUUUAAAUUCUGGAAUUGAAAAGUUUGUUCAACAUGGGGAAUGUGUUGAUGAAAAAUCCCAGACCACUGCCGACAUCAGGACGCAGACUGCAAAAAUGACCUGUGACAAGUAUACGGAGAUGGACAAGGGACUUGAAUUUCCUGAAGGAAUAUCAGAAGACAAAAAUAAUGAAAGAGACGAUAUUCAGCCAAUCAAAGAUAAAAUUUCCUUUGAAAAAAAUGACGAGAAUCCGAAAGAGAGGGAAUCAAAGGAAUCAAGGUCAAAUUUGUCUGAUAAUCCCGAAAAUUGUCAUCAGGAAGAUAUCAGACGUACGAGUGAUGGGGUGAAGAUUUGUGAACUUAAAAAAAAAUAUAGUUUUUUUCCAGCAUCCGCUGUUUGCAUUGAGCACGAUCAAAGGGACGUAAUGAGAGAAGAGCAAUUUUUAAUUCGUGCUGUUCAAAGUCUGACUGAAAAUCAAAGAGAGAACGAAGACUCGUUAGAAAUUUUGCCCAGCGUUGAUACUUUGGUAAAACCAUCAGCUAUCGUGCUUCGGGAUGGUAAUAUGAAAUUUGCUAUUAUAAGAUACUGAGAAUUUAAGAUAACACGAUAAAUCGAUUUACUGAUAGCGAAAAGAAUCAGCUUAAUCUAAGGGUGCUGCAUUAUCAUCGCAACGUUUCUGCUUUUUCGCAAAGACCAAUAAACAAUUUCGCAAUAA